GCACAACGGAAGUAAUCACGACGGCACCCGCCAUGGACGGACAUCUUGAAUCGACAUUCCAUCAAUUACGAUGCCAAAGUACAUCCUCGUGUCGAUCCCGGUCUCGAACUACGUACAGAAGGCUCGUUGGGGCUUGCGCUUGGCGAAGAUCGACUUCAUCGAAGAGAUGCAUGCACCUGCAUUCCACAGGCUCUCCACUCUACCCAAGGGCGGGUCCUCUGUGCCGCUUCUGUAUUGCCUCGAGACAAAGCUUAGCUUAACGGAUAGCGACCCGAUUCUGUCGCUGUGUGGCCAGCACGUUCCUUCGCUGUAUCCCCAUGAACAUGUCAAGUCACAAGAACUCAAGUAUGACACCGAGUUUGGGCCCCACGCGCGACGAUAUGCGUACGGCUUCUUCUUUGCCAAGAAGGGGUCGGCCUUUAAGCACGCUAUCACUGAUCCGUUGCGAGGAAACCUCGAGUCGUACGCAGUGGCAUGCAUGCUACCAAUGCUCCAAACGAUGUUGACCAAUGCCUUCAACGUGUCCGCGGCUGGCAUCGAGCGAUCGUGGGCAAAGAUUGAGCAAGCAUUCGAUGAAGCCAGCGCUAUCUUGGGAGACGAGCCGCUGGGGUCGAAGUACUUGGCAGGACCUUCGUUUACUGCUGCAGACAUUUCAUUUUGUUCACACGCCAGCUUGUUGCUUGGACCACCGGAGAAUCCAUACCUUCAUCCCCAUUUUCACCCCGACGAAAUGCCCACAACUUUCCGAGCUCGCUACAGCCAACUUCGGGCGUCGAAAGCUGGACAGUUUGUCCUGUACUGCUUUCAGAAGCACUACCCCUCCGAGGACUUGUAACACGCACAACUAGGUGCGUUCGUUGAGCUGCGACAUCAUCGCGCGUCCGCUUCAUACAUGUUUUCGAAACAUUUCCCUUGAACGGUGAUGUCGUGGCUGUGUUCAACUUUGAGCGGCCGUUCGUCACAUGUUAUGCAUUGCCUUCCAACAACGAUGUCGUCGGAAACUUGCUCCUGAGGUGCCGUCGAUGCACAAAGCAUUAACGUGCACUUACACGCUGAAGACGCGAGUGCGGCUUCACAAUCGGAUAGCUUCCAUCGUCACCGUCACGAUCAAGCAAUUAUUGUCUUGCCAAUGAAAAUGCAGAUAUUUUUAUUUACAUAUAACGAUUGAAUAACUUUCUUCCAUGAA
Molecule: messenger RNA, 1186 nt
Organism: Aphanomyces invadans
Lineage: Eukaryota; Oomycota; Saprolegniomycetes; Saprolegniales; Verrucalvaceae
Exons: 1
Coding region: 71-835 (254 amino acids)
Source: RefSeq, a predicted model, not a curated record